Molecule: messenger RNA, 1519 nt
Organism: Mytilus trossulus (common blue mussel)
Lineage: Eukaryota; Metazoa; Mollusca; Bivalvia; Mytilida; Mytilidae
Product: eukaryotic translation initiation factor 2 subunit 2-like
Exons: 9
Coding region: 167-1195 (342 amino acids)
Biological process (GO): formation of translation preinitiation complex; formation of cytoplasmic translation initiation complex; translational initiation
Cellular component (GO): eukaryotic translation initiation factor 2 complex
Molecular function (GO): translation initiation factor activity; mRNA binding; translation initiation factor binding
Source: RefSeq, a predicted model, not a curated record
UUAUCUCCCAUACGCCGAAGUUUUCAGUGUCCUUGACCUCAAGUGUUCUCAGACUGAUGCAAUAAUUUGAACGAUGAAAAACUGAAAAAAUCAAGGAAACUCGAGCUGUUAUUUAAUUUAUCUGUGAUAAAAUCAGCAACUUUAUUGUUGAUCUUUAAUUUCAAGAAUGGAGGACGACGAGUUGACACCCUUUGAUCCUAAUAUGAUGAAAAAGAAAAAGAAGAAGAAGAAGGUUCCAUUUGAUUUAGAUGCAGCUAUGGGGGAUCCAGAAGGAGCAACAGAUGGGGCACCAACCCCUGAAACAACGGAAAUCACAGAGGAACCAGAGGAAAGCAAAUCUGAAAAUCAAAGGGAGAAAGUAGACGAUGAUAUGUCAUUAGAAUUUAGUCUUGGAAUGAAGAAGAAGAAAAAGAAAAAGAAAGCAUUUGAACUUGAUGACCUGGGAGAUGCUUUGCCUGAAUCACAAGCUUCAGAAUCUAAUGAGGCCCCAGAGGACCAAGAUGGUGGAGCUGAUGAUGAAGCCCCAGGAGAUGAAGAUUUUAAUUUAGCUCUUCCAACAAAGAAAAAGAAAAAGAAGAAGAAGGUUGACUUUGAUGCACUGGAAUCAGAGGAACCAAUGAUGGAUGAAGUUGAUGAAGCAGAAGAAGCCAAGAAGGAAGAGAGAUUAACAGGAGGUAGUUCUGGGAAAUCUUGGUUGGACUCUGACAGGGAUUACACAUAUGAUGAGUUACUGUCUCGUGUGUUUGAUAUAAUUAGAGAGAAAAAUCCAGAUAUGGUGACUGGUGAAAAGAAGAAAUUUGUUAUGAGACCUCCUCAAGUGCUAAAAGUUGGUACAAGAAAAUCUUCUUUUGCAAAUUUUGCAGAUAUUUGUAGAUUGUUACAUCGACAGCCUAAACAUGUGUUAGCUUUCCUGUUGGCAGAAUUGGGAACAAGUGGUUCUGUUGAUGGUAAUAAUCAGUUGAUUAUCAAAGGCAAAUAUAACCAGAAACAGAUAGAAAAUGUCCUUAGAAGAUAUAUUAAAGAGUAUGUUACCUGUCAUACCUGUAGGUCACCUGACACGUUGCUUCAAAAAGAUACUAGAAUUUUCUUUCUACAGUGUGAAACAUGUGGAUCUCGAUGCUCUGUCGCUAGCAUCAAAUCUGGUUUCCAGGCCGUCACAGGAAAGAGAGCUGCAAUACGGGCCAAAACCACAUAAGACAAUCAUGACAGAGCUGAAUAAUAUGGAUAAAUAUAUCGUCUUUAAAUGGCUUAAAAAGCUUUUAUCAUUUGUCACUUAUAAGUCAAAACAGUUUAAAUGUUUUCAUCUGUGUACUUGUAACGGUACAAUGAAUGUUGUUGACAGAACAGUGACUGCAUGUCAGAUGAAUGCCAGUGGAUAUAAAGAGGAAGAUUGGUUGAAAGGACUGAUAGUGACCAGUAUAUUUCAUUGGAUAAUUCGCCAUUUAAGAGAUCAGUGCAUCUUAACUAUUCUUAAUUUAUACAGUUAUAAUGAUAUUUCUUUCAUAAAUUUACAUUCAAA